Molecule: messenger RNA, 752 nt
Organism: Xylaria bambusicola
Lineage: Eukaryota; Fungi; Ascomycota; Sordariomycetes; Xylariales; Xylariaceae
Exons: 1
Coding region: 197-649 (150 amino acids)
Source: RefSeq, a predicted model, not a curated record
CUGGUAAGCUAUAGACAAAUCCUACAACUCAGAAAAGAGAUGGAAGCAUGCAUAUUUUGCUCUUCAAGCUCUUGGGCGGUUUGUCCUGUCUCUACCCCUAUGUACAACAUAAUUCCAGGGGAUGCUAAACCUACGUACACACCACACUUCGUUUCGAAUCUAAUUUCCCAUUGCGAGCAUUUUUAACUUCGAAGAUAUGCGCCUUGAUGCCUUCACAGCCCUAAUCACCAUACUCAAAACAAUCCAAAGCGCACCCGCCCUCCCACUAAACCGACGGCUCCCCUUCUCACGCCGCUUGGACUCCAGCAGCUGUGAGUUUUACGGGUACGUGGAUAACAACGAGGUGUACAACGAGUACACAAUCGAGAUGGCCGGCUGGGGCAAUGACGGGUCUUCAAACGGUUGUGCGGUUGGGGUCCCGAGUAUUAUCCAGACACAAUGUAGGGCCAAACUCGACAACUUUGCCUGCACACAAGUCUACGAAAACCUCCACGACACGCUAAUCAGCUUCCGCAUUAACAAGGCGGCCAUUGCACAGCCCGACUGCGUCACCGAGGCAUUGAGACUCGCCAGCAUAGCGGCUCACCACGAGCAGACCAUUGAAUGUUUCUGUCUCGCCGAAUGUUGGCCAUCGCAGACGAGCGUUUAGGACGGGGAUGAUGGGAUCGCGGAUAGGGUAAACUACACACAGAUUAUAUACAUGGGAGGUAAUAUCGUGAGAUUAAAGAGCGUUUUAACGAGUGGAAUGCCAC